CUGCACCAAUGAUUUAUGGUGGGGGAUCUGGAGUCCCCAGCCGUUAGUUAUUACAGGGAUCAAGCUUCUUAUUAUAGCACAACCGUUAGCACAACCGUAACCCACCCUACCUGUUUGCAGGCGGCCCCAAUUGCCAAGUCCCCGCCACAUAGCUCAAUCGCCGACGCCCAAUAAACACUCAAUUGGGGACAAGACCGCCAAAGCAGUGAUCUCCAACGUCACCUCCUUGAUUGAAAGAGGAGAGAAAGACAAUGUACGAAGAUUCCUGGUACAGCUUUGUACCGGAAGUACAGAACAAAAAGACAAGCUCUUCCCAGGGUCAAGGAACACACCGUAGGAAAGAAUCUUUGCUGCAGCAACCGAAUGGCCCCAAUAAAACCUCGGACGUGGUCAAUCCCCUCGCCGGCGUCGAUGAGGAGAGCGAAGAUGACAGCCCGCCCGAGCCGGCGCUGAGCCGGCGCGCAAAGUCCUACUCCGACUUUUACGAUAUCGUGCGGGAGCACCUCGCCGAUGGCGCAACCAAAAAACGGAAGAAGAGAAAGCAAAAGAAGGAAAGGAGCCUGGAAGGGCUGUCCGUACCAGAAUCAGCCCAGAGCCAUACCCUCACGACAGGAGAUGACCCGUUCGACACCGAUGCGUGGCGGGAGCUCGAGGACGAACUCCUCCAGGCGAGCCAAGGAGAGUACACAACGUACCGCGACAAGCUGGCGCUGACUGAAAGGCACCUCGACACGCUCAUCGAGGACACGGAUGGCGCGCUCGAGAUACUGGCUUCCCUGGCCGAGUCGUUCCGCGCGGUUGAGGAGCAGACCUCGUCCUUCAAGGCGCAGUGCGACGACCUGCUCUCGGAGCAGCGGAGGCUGGAGAAAAUUGCCGACGACGUCCGCUCCGACUUUUACUAUUACGCUUACCUGGAAGAGGUCACGCGGCGGCUGAAUGCACCCGGUGCAAGCCGGCUGGCGGAUGGGGCACCGUUUGCUGAGAUGCUGACCAAUUUAGAGGCCUGCAUUGAAUUUAUGUCAUCUCAUACCACAUAUCGUGAUGCCGAAUCAUACCAGGCACGCUAUCAAGCUCUGCUCACCAAAGCAUUGCAUUUACUUGAAGUCGGUUUCACGGCGCUUCUGGACAAAGUCUCUGGGGAGAUAUCCAAGCAGAUCGCAGCAACCCAGUCCGAGUCUGCUCGUCACGCGCUUGCGUACGGUCGCUUUGAGGAGAUGAUGUUAGAUUCCUACUCGUUAAUACCCAACAUUCAAAAGGUAGUGGGCGAGGCCUAUGACCGCUUGGGAAACCCCAAGUCUGGCUUAUGCGCCGACACCUAUGCCAACACCGCCGACAACAUGUUCCGGUCCUACCUUUCCGCGCGUGACCGAGAUUUGAAACCACUCAGCCAGGCCGACGUUGAGACGCUAAAGAAGGAGGCAGCGGAGGAGUCGAUCGAGACGGCAUCGCGCAACUACGUCAAGCAGUGCUUCGAGCGGUCGCACAACGAGCUCCUCCUGUUUGCGCGCGUCUUCGGCCUGGAGCCGCAGUACAGUACUGACCAAGCGUCAGCGUUUGCGACCAUCAAGGCCCACCGCGGCGACGCCGUCAGUGCCAUCAACGUGGCGCCCAUAGCCACCAAUCUGCAGGCCGUCCUGGCGCCCGUCGAGCUCCAGACACUCUGCGAGGUCAUUGGCUGGAUGACUGACGAGUAUCUGACCAUCGACUACGACGAGAUUGACGAGAGCGACAUGUCAGUCGCGCUGCACCGCCAGGAGAUGACGGCCAGGGUACUGGGUGAGCACUUGUGGCAGUUCACCGACGGUGUGUUCGAAGCCGAGGUGGCUAAGCUCAUCAGCAAGGCGCCUGUAGUGCCCGAGUCUCUGAAGAUCGAGCCGGCCGUAGCAGGGGGUGGUGCGUCGUCAAAUGCGUACCCGCCUGUCAAGACGGCGCUACGACUGCUUGUCUUGUUUGAUCAGUGCAUGCCCAAGGAGAGAUGCCAAGGAAGCAGUCCGGUGGUAUACAAGAUCGUGACGGAAUCAAUAGCGGCACUCCAUCGCGCCGAAGCACGGAUCAAGUCCAUCAAAAACGGCACAGACGCGGACUUGUUUAUGAUCAAAAACCUACUGAUCCUCAAGAACGAGCUGAUGACGCUAGAGAUUGGCGACGUAAGGAAUGGCCAGGGUGCAGGCAUGGAACACUUUGGACAGAUAUGGAACACGCUCUCGGCUGCGCAGGGCUGGGUGGGCUACUUUAGCAGCUUCAUCCCGGGCGCAUCGCUGUUCUCGCGCGGAUCACCGGCGCCGGGAGGGGGCGGGGGUACACCCGCGCUCGGGGCUCCAGGGAGUGGUGCGCAGGCCGGCGCCAACGGAGCGCAGACCCAGGACGCCGGCGAGCAGCUGGACGAGCUACUGCGACAGUCCAUUUAUGCCUUUACGCGGAAAUGGGGAGCGUUGGUCAACGAGGCACAGUCGCGGAGCAAGCUGGGCGGUAAGAAUAUGGCCAAGGUUGAGAGGGAGCUGGAGGACCUUCUCCAGACUGCGUUUAGCAACCAGCCAGAGGUCAUAGCGAAGUUGAAAGAGGCCAUCCAGAUCAAUGCGCAGGCGCAAGGGGAGAAGGGGAGCAAGGUUACACGCGUAUGAAGCUUAGUAUAAGUGUGUUUGCACAAAAGAUUUCUCAUCACUACUUCGCCCGACAGUCUGUGGGGUUACAGCAUUUCCAAACUCUCCAAAGCACCGUCCGCAUCUUGGACACUAUCAGCUACAUCCGAUUCCAUAUGCCUGGUCCACAAAGCUGGCGGAAGUUCUGCUAUAUGGGCAAUGGGAGGUGCCUUUCUCAAAAUCAAAUCUGAUUAUAACCCAGCACGAACGCGGGACCACGUCACCCUGGCUUACAUUAAAGGUUUGGGCCCCAAGUUUGCCAUUCCGAACGUCAUUUUUUCAUGCCGAGUGGGCUGGGCCUCAGUAUUUGGUCUUGUCGAGAGUGACUGGGUUCACACUGUCUGAUGCAUGAGCAGAGAUGGAUAUGUUAGACGGAG
Molecule: messenger RNA, 3016 nt
Organism: Pyricularia grisea
Lineage: Eukaryota; Fungi; Ascomycota; Sordariomycetes; Magnaporthales; Pyriculariaceae
Exons: 4
Coding region: 252-2621 (789 amino acids)
Biological process (GO): autophagy; cytoplasm to vacuole targeting by the Cvt pathway; Golgi organization
Cellular component (GO): membrane; cis-Golgi network; COG complex
Source: RefSeq, a predicted model, not a curated record